Messenger RNA from Meyerozyma guilliermondii ATCC 6260, 765 nucleotides. It is a transcript of the gene NAG1, whose product is annotated as Nag1p. Gene Ontology annotation, molecular function: glucosamine-6-phosphate deaminase activity; identical protein binding. NCBI's taxonomy places the organism in Eukaryota, Fungi, Ascomycota, Pichiomycetes, Serinales, Debaryomycetaceae. Gene Ontology annotation, cellular component: cytoplasm. The transcript has a single exon. The record is from RefSeq and is a predicted model, not a curated record. The coding region runs from base 1 to 765 and encodes 254 amino acids. Gene Ontology annotation, biological process: D-glucosamine catabolic process; carbohydrate metabolic process; N-acetylneuraminate catabolic process.
AUGCCUAUCAAACAAGCAAUUUUUUCCUCCACUGAUGAUGCCUCAGAUUACCUUGCAAACCUUAUAGUUCGCAGGAUCAAUGAUUUCUCCCCAUCGGCUUCCAAGCCAUUUGUUCUCGGACUUCCUACGGGAUCAUCUCCGGAAGGCGUAUACGCUCGGCUUAUUCAAGCUUAUAAGGAUAAGAAAAUUUCUUUCAAAAAUGUGGUGACUUUUAACAUGGAUGAGUAUGUGGGUCUUAAGCCAUCAGACCCUCAAUCAUAUCACUAUUUUAUGUUCAACAAGUUCUUCAAUCAUAUCGAUAUUCCUCGUGAGAACAUAAAUAUUCUCAAUGGACUUGCGGAAGAUGUGGAAAAGGAGUGUAAGGACUACGAAGCCAAAAUUCACAAGUUCCCCAGAAUCAACUUUUUCAUGGGUGGUUUAGGGCCAGAGGGUCAUUUGGCAUUCAAUGAAGCUGGAUCUAAAAGAACUAGUGUUACUAGAGAGGUCACUUUGGUUCAGUCUACCAUUGAUGCCAACUCGAGAUUCUUUGGCAAUGAUCCAUCAAAAGUACCCAAGACUGCCUUAUCAGUUGGAAUCUCCACCAUUUUGGAUAAUACCGAUGAAAUUGCAAUUAUUGUUUUGGGACUGGCAAAACACUUUGCUUUGGAUAAGACUAUAAACGGAAAGAGAAACGAUCCAAAGUACCCAUCGUCUUAUUUACAAGAUCACCAUAAUGUACUCAUUGUUUCAGACACUGGCGCAGCAGGUCUCAAGUCCAAGUUAUAG